CUAUGUGUGUAUGCAGAUUAGAAGUAGGAACUGUCAACAUCUUAAAAGUUCAAUUAAUUUAAAUUUAUCUUUAAUGAUUUUGUUUUCUUAUUUGUUAUCCAGAUCAUUAUACUAAAGCUUCUAAAAAAGCUAAAUAUAUUAUAUAUUUUCCUUUAAUCAGCGUCGUUGUUUUCCUAAGUAAAACCACCAGUUGGUUAUUUGUUUUCAUUAUUACUUUUUUUAUGACUCUGUCUAAUUUAAUUCUAUGGCUUCAAAAAUACUUUGGUUUUACCAAAUCUUAAGUGCCAUAACAGGUUCUUUAUUUAUUGAUGCGAAAGGAAAUAUAUGUGGAAAUAGGCAUUUAGUCCAAGAAAGGGGAAGCAUAAAUAGUCCAAAUUAUCCUCAUCCAUAUCCUAAUGCAACCAAUUGCAGUUGGACCAUUUUAUCUCCACCUUCCUCUGUACUCACAUUGAUAGUGAAAGAUAUUGACAUUGAGGAUGAUCAGGGUUGUAUCUCUCCCCCUUGUUGUAAUAAUAAUGUAUUGAUACUUCCACAAAAUGAUAGUACUUUUACAAAAAAAAUUUGUGGUCAUAAUUUGACUAUAAAGCCUAUUCAGGUUUCUCAUCUGGAAACUAAAAUAAUAUUUCAAGCUUCAAGAAACAAUGUCCAAUCUAGAGGAUUUUCACUCUCAUAUAAUAUUGAAAACUUCAACCCAGGUUUAUGUGAGCCAGAUCAAGCCCUAUGCAAUUCGAACUCUAAGCAUUGUUUUUCUCCAGCAUUGGAACGCUGUGAUGGCAUUUUUAACUGUCCUAAUGGCGAAGAUGAAGCGGGAUGUGGAAUAUUAAGUCACCCAGUUCAUUUAUCAAAUAAUUGUAUGAGUCCAUCACUUUGGUGUGAAGGAAACUUUAUUUGUGAUGGUAAUAAUCAUCAAGAAACUUGUUUAAAGAAUUCAGUCAUUAGUGCUACAAUUAUGGGUUGCCUCUUUUGUGGAUUAAUGCUUGUAAUAGCAAUGAUGUGUGGUUUACGAUUGUAUACUAUGCACAGUGACAGCUCUGGUUACAGAUUUCAUUUGCCUGCUCAUAUUGCUACAAGACUUAGUUUGACUCGGUAUGUAUCUUUUCCUGAAUUAAUUGAAGAUGACUUUUUUCAUCGAGAGCCUCCACCUUCAUAUUCUAUUGCAGUUGGUCAAACAAGUGGCAAUUUGGAAAGUAUAUCCACUAAUAGAAGUCAUAGGACUCGUUCUUGGAGACAGAGGUCAUUGACUCCCAUUAAACCACCAACACCAACUCCUAGUAGUGAAACUUCAAACCAAAGCUCCCCUAGUAGAGACAGUAUAACUUCGUCUUCUUAUCUUUCAAAUGAUGAAAACUUACAACUUGUUAAUCCAGAAGUUUAGUUAUAUUAUUUUUGUUAUUUCGUUGUUUAAAAAAUAUUAUAAUGACAAUUCUGUUUUUUUAUUAUUAAAAUUUUCUGUUUUAUUGAAUUAAUAACAAUUUUACAGUAAUUCAAAAGUGAUCAUUGAUCAUCUAUUUCUAUUUUAACUUUAUCUAAAAUAGACCUAGCAAAAACUAUUAAAAAAAGUUUUGGCCUAGCCCUUCUAUAUUGAAGUUAAAUGAAAUGAAAAUAUUUGUUAUUAUCUUGGGACUGUUGUCCCUUUAGAAUAAGUUAUAAAUACCAGUGUGGCCAUACUUUAAAU
Nezara viridula (southern green stink bug) is the source of this 1675-nucleotide messenger RNA. The record is from the annotation of a GenBank genome assembly. Lineage: Eukaryota; Metazoa; Arthropoda; Insecta; Hemiptera; Pentatomidae.